Molecule: messenger RNA, 1994 nt
Organism: Trichobilharzia szidati
Lineage: Eukaryota; Metazoa; Platyhelminthes; Trematoda; Strigeidida; Schistosomatidae
Source: the annotation of a GenBank genome assembly
GGUCUUACUAGUUUACACCGUUUCGCGUAUUUCCAAAUGCAUGGAAAUGCAUUUUCAUACAACCACUGUUUUACUUAUUUAUUCAGCCAUUACAUGUUAUGCAGAACAUGUCUGCAGGAUUCCUAGGAAUGUUCCAAUAAUGCACGCAUCUUCCACUUUCUCAUCUAGAACCAGAAGAAGUACAGUGGAUAGCAAGUUGAAGUUCUCUGUUGAGUAUACAACAGCAUUCCAGAAGCAUGCCCUUUUUGAUAAAGUAAAGACAAAUAUUGUCUUACCGUCACUGACAUUUUGGGAAAAAACGCUUAGUGUUAAAAGGAUGCCUACAGGGAAUAUUUUACUCGAAAGACAAUGCCUCGAGUCACAGGUUUCUUACAUCAGAUGGCCGAACGGGACUGUUGGUAUGUACUGCAAUAAAGGCUGUGAAAGUGUUACGCGUUGUUUUACGGAGCCUAUACCAAAUACUUAUCUCAAUGGAUGUAAACAGCUCAAUGGGAGUCAACCAACUGUUCAAGGAGAAAGAGGAGUUGGAAUACCACCGAACGGUUAUUUGGUUUUUGUCGAUGCUUCUGCAACGGAUCCGUGUAAAGCUGAUGAUCUGUUGGCUUAUGCCCUAGCCUGUCAACUUGAAUCUGGUACCGAUAGGCCUGUUGCAGGUUAUGUAAACAUGUGUCCAAAUCAGUUGUCUGGAUCAACAGGUGAAAUUCGUGCUACAAUUUCCACCUUCAUUCAUGAAAUGGCACACGCUUUAGGUUUUUCAAGCACAUCAUAUGCUUUUCUGCGUGAUGAAAAUGGCAAUCCAAGAACACCACGAGAUCCACAGACUGAUUUACCUGCGCUUGGUCAGGAUUCUGACUUUAUUUUUAAUGCAAGUACAUCAACUAUCAGAACCUUUCAACGCACCUGGGUUUCUGCAGUUUCUACGACUACACGCACGGUUAGUGCCUUUGUUCUUCCAAACCUAUUGAACGAAGCUAGAGCUCACUACAAUUGCCCAACAUUGGAUGGAAUGGAUGUUGAAAAUGAUGGCGGCUCUGGGACGGCAAUUGUUCAUUUCGAAAAAAGAAUUACUGAGGAUGAAUUAAUGUCAGGAAGUUAUUCGAAAGAGACGUAUAUUUCAUCUUUAACACUGGCAUAUUUCAAAGAUACAGGGUGGUACGAUGUGAACAUGUCCAUGGCUGAUAACUGGAAAUUUGGUAAAAACUGGGGUUGUGAUUUUGUGCUGAAGAGUUGUUAUGAAUAUAUGCAGAUGAAAACGGCAGCGAACAAACCAUUAACACCUUAUUGCAAUAAGGCUUCAGGCAAUGACAUAAAGUGUUUAGUUUAUGAUGAAGUAUACGGUUACUGUGAUCUUAAACGUUUGAAGGAUAAAGUUCCUCCAGAAUAUCAAUAUUUUACUCGUUUGGAUGGAGUUGCUGAUUCAGAUGUAGCUUUUUAUGGUGGGAGUUCUACACUAAGUGAUCGAUGUCCAAUUUAUCGGAUUCAAGAAACAACUAUGCCUUACAGUAUUUUGGAAAAGAUUCAAUUUGCGUGGAACCUGACUCCUUACAGGUACGAGUCAGUAUUGUAGGAGGGUUUUAUAGAAUACUGAAUACGCCAAGUUGUCACAAGUAUACGUGCACAGGUUCUGGGAUUACCUUAUUAAUUGGAAGUGGGAAUUUCUCAUGUUCAGGUGAUGGUCAAUCUAUCGCAGUUAAUGCUUUUGACAGUAGUAUUAAUGUUAGAGGAUUAGCUCUAUGUCCCACUUGUAAUGGAUUAUGCAGUCCUUGCCCAAACUUUACAUCUACGAGUUUUGGAAAUCUAAUAUCUCGUAUACGGAGAAAUGAUAAACUACUAAUUUUAAAUGUGAUUAUAUUACUCCAGAUUUUGGAUUACUUACAUUUUUGAUAGGAAAGUUAAAGAACACUAUAAAUGAGUAUUUCGAAUUUAUCAUGAAGUGUCGACUUCUUAUACUAUAACUUUAUUUAUCUAUUUUAAUUACGAGUUUUAAAUAAAAA